Molecule: messenger RNA, 8628 nt
Organism: Chlamydomonas reinhardtii
Lineage: Eukaryota; Viridiplantae; Chlorophyta; Chlorophyceae; Chlamydomonadales; Chlamydomonadaceae
Exons: 22
Coding region: 270-8396 (2708 amino acids)
Biological process (GO): RNA 3'-end processing
Cellular component (GO): nucleolus; TRAMP complex
Molecular function (GO): poly(A) RNA polymerase activity; mRNA binding
Source: RefSeq, a predicted model, not a curated record
CAUAUAAAUCCUAACGCAGGCUUCUGUGCAGCUGUGAUUCCAGUGUCGAACCUGUUUUGUGCACCGUUCGGCCUACUCGACAAACGCUUUCGCCAACAUUUUGUUAUCAGCGAAUUCAAAUACAUCCAUUAAUGCAACCCGGCUUCUUGGACGCCGCCGACGAGCUGGUCAACCUGGGGGCUGCCUGGACUCUUGGUGACUUGGUGAUGCAGUCCACCGAAGUACUUGCGUUGUAAGGCUUGAGCCUUGAGGCUUUGGCGUCAGGCAGCAUGAAGCAGGAGGGUGGAGGGCAGCCAGCGCCAGCCUCAGCGAGGGGAGACCGUACCACCCAACCGGCUUCGACAGCUACAGGUGCUGUAGACGCACAUGUAUAUGCGACAGGUGACCAGACUAUGCGCGAGGCUGUGGCCGGGCACGCGCCCGGCGGCAGCAGCGGCGGUGCCGCCGCCGCCGCUGCUACUGCCGGCAGUUCGGGCGCAGCAGUAGCAGGAGCAGGUGCCGGCGUGCCCGCUGCCAUGGCAGAUGAUGACGAUGACCCCCGGCCCUGGCUGUUAUUUGACUUAAACGGCGUGCUUGUGGAGGAGUCCAAGUACGCGGAACGCGAGACGGCACGCGAGGGAGGCGGCGGCGGCGGCGGCGGCCGGGGCUGGGGCGGCCACGCCGGCUCCUCACGCUUCAGGCGCCGAAACUUCCGGGCUCGGCCUGGGGUGGCCGCGCUGCUGGAGCUGCGGCGUAGCUACCGCCUGGGCGUGUACACCAGCGCCACGCACUGGACGGCCGCCCGCGCCCUGGCCUCCCUGGGCUCCCGGCUGGUGACGGAGCUGAGGGCGGCGGGGCGCAGCCAGGAGCUGGCGGCGCUGCAGGGCGCGGACAGGAGCCAGAAGCUGGCGGCGCUGCAGGAGGAGAGCCGCGCGCUGGCGGCGGCGCAGGAGGCGGCGGCAAUGGAGGCGGAGGCGGCCGCGGCGGCAGCCCGGGCUGUGGCGGAGGCCACGGCGGCGGCUGCAGAGGCCACCGCAGCCGCGGACCCGUCCGAGAUUGACCUGGACGGCGGCGAUGGCGGCGGCGGCGGUGGCGGCGGCGAUGCUGACAUGGCGGAGGCGGAGGCGGAGGCGGGCGGGGGCGCCCAGGCGAGGGGCGGCAAGGCGGCAGGCGCAGUGGCCACGGGUGCAGGUGGCCAGGCAGCCGCCACCAGUGCAGCGGCGGCGGCAGAGGGCGGCGCGGCCCCCACGAAUAACAACACCAGCAGCAGCAGCGGCCACGGCAGCUACAGCCGCACCCACGGCAACCAGCACCAGCACCAUCACAGCUACAGCCAGCAGCACCACCCCAGCUACAGCUACAGCCAGCCCGGCUACAGCCACCACGGCAGCUACAGCCACCACGGCAGCUACAACCCGGGCAGCCACGCGUACGUCGACGUGCGGGUGCUGCUCACGCGCGUGCUUCACCGCGACCACUGCGCGCCCGACCCGGGGUGGCAGCAGCGCGAGGGCGGCAAGGAGUGGGACACAGUGAAGCCGCUGGCGGCGCACGGGCUGGCGCUGGGGCGUGUGUUGCUGCUGGACAACGAGGCGCGCAAGAGCGCCCCCGGCGAGGUCGCCAACCUGCUGUGCCUGCCCACCUGGGAGUCGGCCGCCGACGAGGGCGUGGGCGUGUGGCUGGCCCUGGUGCGGGAGCUGAUGGCGCUGCCCGUCACACAGGACCGUACGUUGGACUUGCGCGACCACAGCGCCGCCAUCAGCGGCCGCGUGUGCGCACUGCACCGGCCCCGACCCGAGGCCAACAACACGGGCACACGCGGCGUGCACAGUGACGUUGUGACACCUGAGCCGGAGGGCGGCUUCGGCCCUGGCGGCGGCUCACUGUUAGAUGCUGUGGCUGCUGCGGCGUUGGUCCGGGCCGAGCCCAGCAUCCGUAAGAAGCAGAAGGCCAAGGCCGAGCUGGCGGCGGCUAUGACGGCGGGCGUGGCGGCGGCGGCGGCGGGCGGCCGCGGUGGUGCCGAGGGAGAGGGAGGAGGAGGGGCAGGAGGAGCUGUAGGAGCAGGAGCAGGGGUGUUGGAUGAGGGGGUGGCGCCGGACGGACUGCCGAGGUGGGCGGCGGCAGCGCUGGCGACGGUGGACGGAGCAGGCGGUGCGACGCGGCAGCACCAGCACCAACACCAACAGCAGCAGGACCAGCAGCAGCAGGACCAGCAGCAGCAGGGGGCGGCGGGUGCGGGGGAGCUGCUGCGGCUGGUGGCGGGGUACGCGCUGCGGCCGGGUGCGGCGGCGUCGUGUGACCGGUGGGAGGCCAAGAACCUGCGGGAGGCGGCGGAGCGGUGGCGGGAGGAGGAGGCGAUGGCGGACCCCCGGGUGCGGCUGGCGGUGGUGGCGUGUGUGGCGGCGGCGGAUGAGGUGCUGCGGGGCAGCGCCUGUCACACGCAGGUGUGUCAGCUGAUGACGGCGCGGUGGGCCACAUUCGGCGGCUUCGAUGCCUUUACGCUGCGCCGCGAGUGCUCUCACGAGGCCAUCCACGGCGCACUGCUGGCCGGGCUCAUCGCCCCCCUGCCGCGGCCCGGACCCAACUUCAUGCUGAGAUACGUCCCGACGGCGGCAGCAGCAGCAGCAGUAGCAGACGUGGACCAGACCAGACCAGAGCCGGCAGUGGUGGUGGAGGCGGACCAGGUCGCACAACAGCCGGCAGCCGGGGCGGCGGCGGCGGCAGCAGAAGGGGCAGAGGCGGAGGCGGAGCAGGCGGCAGGGUCCGGGCGACGGCCAGAGGACUGCUUCCCCGCCGGGCUUCGCGCCUACAUCGCCGCCCGCGGCCCCCGGCCCAACCGCCGCGACCGCCGGCAUCAGAAGCAGCGCCGCCGCGAGGGCCAGGACCAGGAUCCGGAGCACCAUUGCCAGCAGGGCAACCAGCAGGAGGGCGGCGCGCCAGCGGCGGCUGACCAGGCGGAGGCAGCGGCGGUGGCGGCGGCGGUGGAGAAGGAGGGUGGCAGCGGCGGCGGUGGCAGCGGAGGGCCUGGCAGCGAAGCUGCUGCGCCCGCUGCCGCGGCGGAGCAGACCCCGCAGGAGCAGCAGCAGGUGCCGCCGCCUCAGCAGCGGCCGGCGUGGGAGCCGCGCACUGCCUCGGGCGUGCCGCUGGCGCUGGUGGGUGUGCUUCAGGACCUGGCGGCGCAGUGUGUGCGGGACCUGGUGGCGGCGGGCGGAGUCAACGUGCAGGAGGUGACGCCGCUGGUGCAGGACCUGACCCCCGCGCUGUACACCUGCCUGGCCGCACACGAGCUGCUGCUGAGGCGACUCAGCGGCGGAGGCGGCGGAGGCGGAGGCGGAGGCGGGAGUGGACAUGGCGGCGAGGGGGCUGCGGGCGAGGGGCCUGCAGGCGCGGGCGAUGCGGGCGCGGCGGAGGCCCAAGGCGAGGGCGAGGGCGCUGGUGCUGCUGCUGGCUGUGAGGCACAGGGAGAAGGCGGGGGCGGGGUCCAGGCGCAGGGGCUGCUGCGGCCGCACUUCUGCCGGCAGGCCCAAGUCCGCUACUCGGCCGCGCAGCUGCCGCCGCUGCACCUGGCGCGCGAGGCCUUCCGCUCCCUGGCGGCCGGGGAGGCGCUGGAUGCGGAGGGGUGGGCGGCCGCCACGUCAGCACACCCGCAGUGGGCGGCGCCGCAGGAGGAGGAAGAGGAGGAGGAAGGAGAGGGAGAGGGAGAGGAGGAGGAGGAGCUGGAGUAUGAUGUGGAGGUGGCGGCGGCGAUGCCGUCAGGCGCGGCGGCGGCAGCGGCUGCGGCGGCGGCUGCGGCUGCGAUGCCGGCGGUGGAGAAUGAUGGGAGAGAGGAGGAAGAGCGCGGCCGCAAGCGGUCGCGGCGGGGAGAGCGGGAGCAGCCGAAGGCGGGUGCGGAGGCAGCACAGGGCGCGGGCGGGGCUGCGGCUGGGGACACGGAGCAGCGGCACCAGCAGCGGCAGGAGCGGCAGGAGCGGAAGCAACAGGAACAGGCGCAGCAACUUCAGCAGCAGGAGCGAAAGCAGCAGCAGCAGCAGCAGCAGCAGCUAGAUCAGGAGCGGCCCGCUGUACGGGGGCAGAGUGGCGACAAGCAUGCGGGCGGGGCUCAGCGAUCCGCACCCGCACCCGCACCGGCACCCACGCCAGCUCCCGCACCCGCGCCCGACGCCGCCGCCACAGCCUCAGGCCACAAGCGCUCCAGAUCCGAGGCCCUCGGGACUGCGGCUGCAGCCGGCACCGGUGCGAACCCCAUCCCCACCCAGCAGACGCGCACGCACACACCGGGGCCUCCCGGCGCGGCGCCGCUCUACGGCCGGCCUUGGCGCCUCACGCCCGCCCAGCCCGAGCCAGCCCCCACCUCAACCUCCCCACCACCAACCUCAACCGCCUCUCCCCAACCGCACCCGCACCGGCAGCAGCACCCACACCAGCACGGCCGGCGGCCGUACUCGGCGCUGCAUGAGGAGGUGGCGGCCUUCGCCGCCGCCUGCUGCCCGGGCGCCUCCGAGCUGGCGGCGCUGAGUGACGCGGUGGCGGCGGUGCAGGCGGCGGCGGCGGCGCUGUGGCCGGGGGCGCGUGUCGUGCUGUUUGGGUCGCAGGCCGCGGGUCUGGCGCUGCCCGGCUCGGAUCUGGACCUGGUGGUUCUGGGGGCGCAGCUGCCCAGCUUCACGGGGGCGGCGGAGGGCUUUGGCAAGGGCAAGGGCAAGGGCGGCAAGCAUGGCGGCAAGGCUGCGGCCACACGGGCCCUGGAUGCGCUGGCGCGGCGACUGCGUGCCUCGGGCGCCAUCCGGUCGCAUUCGCUCAUCAAGGCCAAGGUCCCCAUCAUCAAGACGGAGCUGCUGCUGUCAGGCCCGUCCGGCCGCGGCCCGCCGACCCGCCUGCCUGCCGACAUAUCCAUCGGCGCCGCCAACGGCGCGGCGGCGGUGGCGCUGGUGCAGAGGGCGGUGGCGGCGCUGCCGGCGCUGCGGCCGCUGUGCCUGGUUGCCAAGGCGCUGCUCAAGGAGUGCGGGCUGAACGAGGUGUUCACGGGCGGCCUGUCGUCCUACUGCCUGGUGAACAUGGCGCUGGCGCAUUUGCAGUGUGAGGGAUUCGAUGCCUCGGCCGCGCUCGUCACCGGGGGUUCUCGGCGGGGCGAGGCAGCGGUGGGAGGCAGGGGCGCGGGGCCGCUGGCGAAGCGGCGGCGCCGGAGGGCGGCGGACGUGGGAGGCGAGGCCGGAGGGGAGGAGGAGGACAAGGAGGAGUAUGCGUCAGCGGAGGAGGUGUGGGCGGAGGAGGCGGAGGCAGGCGCCCUGCAGCGGCAGGAGCAGCAGGCGAAGGAGGAGGAGGCAGCGGCUCAAGAGCAGGAGGAGGAGGAGUGGGUGUGUGGUGAUGAGGAUGGGGAGGGCAUGGAUGAUGAGGAGUUGGAUCUGGAUCUCCAUUUUGAGAUCGAGGAAGACGAGGACGUGGAGGUCGGAGGAGGAGGCGGCGGCGGCCAUGCUGCGGCCGGGGGAUCACCAGUUGCGGUGGCGGCGGGGGCGCCGCCGCCGCAGAAGGAGCAGGACCAGCAGGGGCGGAGGCGGCGCGGCGGCGCGGGAAGUGGCAGCCCUGCAUAUGGUGCCGACCACGAUGAUGGGGACGACGACAAACAGGAGGAGGAGGAGGGCCAGGACAACGUGCGCGGCGGCAGUCCGGCCGAGUGGCCUACGGCGGAUCCGGAUGCAAAUUUGGAUCCGGAGCAUCGGGGGCAGCAACAGCAUGCAGAGGAAGACGAGUUGGUGCUUAUUGCGGAGGCGGCCGCCGCGGCGGUUUCGGCGGCGGCGGACAUCGUGUCUCCGCCGCCGCGGCGCGGCGGCGGCGGCGGCGGCGGCGCUGCUGGCGGCUCUCGGUCUGCACCCUUCGGCAAGGUGGCGGCGUCGUUGGCGGCGGCGGCGGCGGUUGGAGGGCUGUGUACGGCUCAGCUGUCGUACCUUCGGGCCCUGCCGCGUUGCGACCCGGGCUCGGGGGCGGACCUCGGGGAGCUGCUGGUGGGCUUCCUGUCACGGUACGGGCAAGUGCUGGACACGCGCUGUGAGGCUGUGAGCAUCCUGCGCGGCGGCGUGUGCGUCAAGCCAAGUAAGUGGCGCCGCCAGCGCUACUUUGGCCGCGGCACCGCCGCCGCCCGCCACAACGACAACGAAGACGAAUAUGAGGAUGACGAGUGUGAAGACGAAUACGAUGACCACCAUUUCAGAGGUGGUGGCGGCGGUGGUGGCGGCCAGGGUGCGUUGCUUUCAGUGGAGGACCCGCAGCAGCCCGGGCGGGACGUGUGCGCCGGAAGCUUCAACAUACGCGGCGUGUUGGGAGCUUUCUCCCGCGCCGCGGCACAGCUGCAGCGCGCAGCUGCAGGGGCCGCCAACGCAAUCGCGACGUCAGGAGCAGCAGCAGGAGGAGGAGGAGGUGGGGGGUCUGGCGGUGGCGUAAGGGCGCGGCCGCAGACGGCAGGGGCGGCGGCGGGGUCUCGGCAAAUCGUCUUCCCGGACAGCGAGGACGGCGACGGCGGCGGCGACGGCGAUGGCGGCGGCGAGGAGGGCGAGAGUGCGGACCUGCUCGCGCUCGAAUACAACCUACCGCCAGAGGGCUCGCAGCAGCGGCGGCGGCUGCCGGAGGCGGCGCUGAUCGCAAUGCGCCUGGCACUGGCGGGCCGCCGCCGCCGCCAAACCCAACCUGGCGCCGGCGGCCGCGGUGGCGGGGUGGCGGCGGUGUUUCCGCUGCUGGGCUGUGUGUUGGACACCGAGCUGGCGCUGUGCCGGUCGGCGGAGAUGGGGCAGGCGCGGUCGGCGCACGCGCAGCACAUGAGCAACGCGGCGCAGCGCGGCACGGGCCACAGCCGCAGCCGCAGCCGCGACUACCCGGAAGGACAGGAGGACUGGGGGGAGCUAGCAGAGGAGGAGGAGGAGGAGUAUGACGACGUGGGCCGUGGUUGGGACAGCGGCGCAGGCAGGGGCGGCCGAGGCAGGGCUGCCGGCGGCGGCGUGAGGGUGAGGGGGAAGAUAUUCCCUACGCGCGGGGAGAAGCGGAAGCUGGUGCGUGAGGAGAAGGCUCGUGCGGCCGAACGGCAGGAGCGCAGGCGGGCGCGGCAGGCGGCGGGCGCAGAGGAGCGGGAGCAGCAGGAGGAGCAGGAGUGGGAGCGCGAACAACGGCAGCGGGAGUGGGAGUGGGAGCAGAUGGACGAGCAGGAACGGGCGCAGCAGCUGCAGCAGGGCCAAGGGCCCGGAAAGGGCGGCAAUAAGCAACAGCAGGCGCAGAAGCAGCAGAAGCAAGCUGAGAAGAAGAAGAAAGCCAAGAAGGCCAAGGCCGAAAAGAAGACGGCGCGGCAGCUCAAGAUAGACGCGGCUCGCGAGCGGCGCCGCGAUAACAAGGCGGCGACUCGGGCGCGGCAGCUGCAGGAGGCAAGCGACCGGCGGCAGCAGCAGGCGCAGGAUAGGGGUGCAGGUGGCGGCGGCGGAGCGCCCGGCGCAGCAGGCGGUGGUGCAGCGGCGGCGGCGGCGGCAGCUGCAGCGGGGGGUGCGGGAGAGCAGCAGCAGCUGCUGCCGCCGCCGCCGUCGCCUGAGCCGUACCCGGGGCACCGGUUCCGCUACCAACAGGUGGAGCCGCCUGGGGAGCUGCAGGCCCGCGAUCAGGCGCAGGCGCCGGCGCGGCUUGCCAGCCCCCGUGCCGGAGGCAGCGGCCGCAAGCGGCAGCAGCGAGGCAGCGCCGUGGUGGUGGAAGGGGACGGGGACGGGGACGGCGCGGCCGCGGGGGGCAAGGAGCUGCCGCAGUGGUUUCAGAGCUUGCAGGGGCAGGACCAGCGCCCACACCAGCACCCACACCAGCACCCACACCAGCGCCCACACCAGCACCCACACCAGUUCGAGGGCCAGGGCCAGGGUGAGCACUAUCAGCAACACCAGUACCAGUAUCAACACCAGCGGCACUACCCGGAGGAAGGAAUGGAGGAGGCAGCAGGCGCCGGGCGGCCGAGGGGCAGCGGCGGCAGGGGCAGCCGCCGAGGCGCCAGUUCUGGCCGCGGUGGCGGCGGCGGGGCUGGCGGUGGGGCUGGGGGCGGCGGCGGCGGCAAGCAGAAAGGCAAAGCCGCCAAGCAGCCCAAGAAGCAGCAGCAGCAGCAGCAGGCGGCACCAGGCGGGAAGGCGCGUGGUGGUGGUAGAGCAGGCGGCGGGCGUGGCGGCGGUGGCGGGCGCGGCGCGCCACCUGUGCAGGGCGGCGGAGUGAGCAAGAAGAAAGCUGCGGGCAGCAAGGGCGCAGGCGGCAAGGGUGCAGGCGGAGGCGGGCGCGGCGUGGGUGGAGGUCGGGGCGGAAGGGGAGGUGGACGUGGAGGUGUGGGCGGCAGGGGCGGGAGAGGCAAGGGCGGUGGCAGCGGCGGCGGCGGCUCGGGUGGCGGCGGGCGUGGGGGCUGGAUUAUGGGUUAGGUAGUGAGGCUGGAUGUGCAUUGGCAAGGAGCGGACGGCAUUACGGAAACAAGGCUGGUGUGCGGAAAUGGUGCAUAUGCCCAAGAAGCCCCUGGGGGCUGGGGGUACCUGUCUCGGCCGGAGCCCCACGACGCGCAGGCCUGCUGGUGUGCGUACGGUAGGCAACUAGCAACUCGUGUUUCGCACUGGUUUGGCCCUCCCAAGCGAGUAAUAAGAUGCAAAACAUCCGCUA